AUGUCCACCAGUCCCAUGUGUCUCGAGGUCAGCAGUGUGUUCACUAGUCCCAUGUGUCUCUCGAGAAGUCAGCAGUGUGUCCACCAGUCCCAUGUGUCUCUAAGAAGUCAGCAGUGUGUCCACCAGUCCCAUGUGUCUCUAAGAAGUCAGCAGUGUGUCCACCAGUCCCAUGUGUCUCUAAGAAGUCAGCAGUGUGUCCACCAGUCCCAUGUGUCUCUAAGAAGUCAGCAGUGUGUCCACCAGUCCCAUGUGUCUCUAAGAAGUCAGCAGUGUGUCCACCAGUCCCAUGUGUCUCUAAGAAGUCAGCAGUGUGUCCACCAGUCCCAUGUGUCUCUAAGAAGUCAGCAGUGUGUCCACCAGUCCCAUGUGUCUCUAAGAAGUCAGCAGUGUGUCCACCAGUCCCAUGUGUCUCUAAGAAGUCAGCAGUGUGUCCACCAGUCCCAUGUGUCUCUAAGAAGUCAGCAGUGUGUCCACCAGUCCCAUGUGUCUAAGAAGUCAGCAUUGUGUCCACCAGUCCCAUGUGUCUCUAAGAAGUCAGCAUUGUGUCCACCAGUCCCAUGUGUCUCUAAGAAGUCAGCAGUGUGUCCACCAGUCCCAUGUGUCUCUAAGAAGUCAGCAUUGUGUCCACCAGUCCCAUGUGUCUCUAAGAAGUCAGCAUUGUGUCCACCUGUCCCAUGUGUCUCUAAGAAGUCAGCAGUGUGUCCACCAGUCCCAUGUGUCUCUAAGAAGUCAGCAUUGUGUCCACCUGCCCCAUGUGUCUCUAAGAAGUCAGCAUUGUGUCCAUCUGUCCCAUGUGUCUCUAAGAAGUCAGCGUUGUGUCCACCUGUCCCAUGUGUCUCUAAGAAGUCAGCAUUGUGUCCACCUGUCCCAUGUGUCUCUAAGAAGUCAGCAUUGUGUCCACCUGUCCCAUGUGUCUCUAAGAAGUCAGCAGUGUGUCCACCUGUCCCAUCUGUCUCUAAGAAGUCAGCAGUACGUCCACUUGUCGUAUGUGUUUCAAAGAGUUCAGCAUUGUGUCAGCAGUAG
This is a messenger RNA of Homalodisca vitripennis (glassy-winged sharpshooter), 1023 nucleotides long. Its product is annotated as keratin-associated protein 10-8-like. NCBI's taxonomy places the organism in Eukaryota, Metazoa, Arthropoda, Insecta, Hemiptera, Cicadellidae. The coding region runs from base 1 to 1023 and encodes 340 amino acids. The record is from RefSeq and is a predicted model, not a curated record. The transcript has 2 exons.